CAGCGAGCAACUCUCUCUGCGCAACCAUUGCUGUCUCCUUCUCCUCUUCUUCUCUGGCUCUCGGGCUUGGAGGUUCCUUCUUUGAGCUCCCCAUCCCAAACCCAAACACUGUUUCUUCUUCUUCUUCACCUUCAGUUCUCCCUUUUUCUAUCUUCCUUAGCAAAUCCUGCUUUUCUUCCUAUAAACUCCCAUUCUUCUUCCUCUUUCCGGUAAAAAGGUAUUUCUCUUUUCUCUCUCGCCUACAUUUUACUGUGGAUCGAUCUCGUUCAUGUUUUCUGGUGAAAUUGAUCGUGCAAUGUUGUGGUGGCGGAGCGUCGGCGAUGAUGCGGACCUUUUUGCGACGGUGAAAUUGUAGAGAGAUCUGGUGGUGUGUGGUGUUGUUGGGCUGAGGCGAGAGAUGUACGCGGCCGCGCGGCCUCCUCAGCUUUCUGAGUCCAACCGGCAAAUCAUCGGGACCAAUGUCCCAACCGUCCGUGUUUACGAAGUUUGGAAAGGAAGCAAUAGAUUCUGCUUUGGAGGGAGAUUUAUCUUUGGUCCGGAUGUUGGGUCGAUAUACAUCACAGUUUCCUUGAUUGUGAUCCCAGUAAGUCUGUUUUGUGCUUUUGUUUCUCACAGACUCAUUCAUGAAUUCGAGCACCCUAUGGGCAUUCUUUUGGUUGCUAUAUGUGUCAUCUUCACAGUAUAUGACAUAACUCUUCUCCUUCUUACAUCUUCAAGGGAUCCUGGCAUUAUUCCUCGUAAUUUACAUCCUCCAGAACCAGAGGAUGAUCGCUCAAGUAUGUCUGCAGAUUGGGGAGGAAGUCAAAGUGGUGUAUCCACUAUACCACCUACCAAAGAUAUUGUGGUUAAUGGGAUGAUAGUCAGGGUCAAGUACUGCCAAACGUGCACGUUAUAUCGCCCACCACGAUGUUCUCAUUGCUCUAUAUGCAAUAACUGUGUAGAGCGUUUUGAUCACCAUUGUCCUUGGGUUGGGCAAUGUAUUGGUAAGAGGAAUUACAGAUUCUUUUUCAUGUUUGUGUUCUCCACAACCAUGCUAUGCCUAUAUGUUUUUGCAUUUUGCUGGGUGAACAUCGUGAAAAUAAUGGCAGCAAACCAUUGUAGUCUGUGGAGGGCCUUUUCAGAGUCACCUGUUUCAUUGAUUCUUAUACUAUAUACCUUUGUAACUGCUUGGUUUGUUGGAGGUCUCACUUCGUUUCACCUCUAUUUGAUUUUUACCAAUCAGACAACUUAUGAGAAUUUUCGAUAUCAAUAUAAUGGAAAGAUGAAUCCUUAUAACCUUGGUUGUGCACACAACAUUGUGGAUAUUUUCUUCUCAAAAAUUCCUAAGUCGAAAAACAACUUCAGGGCAAAGAUCAAGUUAAACUCAUCUUCUAUCCUUGCUGCUUCAAUUUCACAUGGCCGGACAAUGAGUCCAGAGGUGCCAAAAACAAGCUACGACAUAGAGAUGGGAAAACGGCGUGCUGUUGCUGCUGAAGAUUUUGAAGAAAUACAGAGUCAGCUUGAUGGCAUUGGCAGAUUCGAAAGAUGUGGCACAGAACCAAGACAUGUGCACUGGGAUGAAAUGACCAACUGGGAGAUCACACCUGAAAUCCAUAGGUUGGCUGCUGAGUUUGGAUUAGAACAUGGUUUAAAAAGCAGAAAAUGAAGAGGUAAAUAAAGAUUGCUUUUAUAGCCUGGAUUAUAGUGGCGAAUAGACACAUAAUGAUCUCAUCUCAUUGAUAUUGGUCGUCUUGGCCAAGUGGAAAUUCAUGACCCUGAGAGCAAGUGGAAUUACCCAUCAGAAGGUUGGCUUUUCGAAAAAAAAUCCAUGGAAGGUUGUUUUAAAUUGUCUCUGCAAGGAAUGCACUAUUCUGGCACAGGUAUGUAUGGCACCGCGUAGAUUAAACCGAAUUGCUAGAUACUUGGGGUGAGCAUUGUGCUGUAAUACAUUUGUUUUUCUGGGGAUUUAGUUUGGCGCUGAUAAAUUAAUCAGAUAUAUUAAGGUCAAUUUAUAUCUUUAUAUUAGAAGAGUGUUAUAAUUGAACUGAGGUAGUGUCUGUUUAUAUUUUUCUUCUUUUCCCAUAUUUUAUUACUGGGUUUUUGGGUGCUUGCUUUUACAGAAGAUUGUUUUCACUCUCAAAUUCCUUGAAUACAAUCGUUGUUUUUUA
Molecule: messenger RNA, 2147 nt
Organism: Rubroshorea leprosula
Lineage: Eukaryota; Viridiplantae; Streptophyta; Magnoliopsida; Malvales; Dipterocarpaceae
Source: the annotation of a GenBank genome assembly